UACUUUGGCCAUUCUGGGACUCGAUAAUGCGGGGAAAACUGCAACACUCCGAAGCAUUCAAGGAGAAAACCCAGAAGAUGUAUGGCCUACUGUGGGAUUGUCUCCUGUGGACCUGAAACAAGGACAGUAUGAUGUGUCCAUCUUUGACCUCGGUGGUGGAGAGCAUAUUCGUGACAUGUGGAAUCGCUACUUCUCCGAGUGUCAUGGUGUGAUGUUUGUGGUGGACUCCAGUGAUGUCCAGCGCAUGAGUGAAACCAGGUUUAUGCUGGCCAAGGUUCUAAGACACCCCCUCAUCGCGGGGAAGCCAGUUCUUUUGUGUCGUAUUCUGCUGUGAUGUCCAUUGGGAAGAAGGCCAUUCAGGGUAGACUGGAGUGGCUUCUGAAGACUGUGGGCAUAGGCUAUAACAUCAUCAAUGAGCGUGUGCAGAAGGACACGGCUGAGCAGAGGGAGCAGGAGGACAAGUACAGGAAAGAGCGGGCGGAAAGGGUGCGCAAGAUUCGAGAGGAGAGGGAAAGGAGAGAGCAGGAGGAGGCUGAGCAGGAGGAGGCUGAGGGUAAGACUGCAGAGCUGGACCAGGGGGAGAAGAGCAUCAUGGGCAACCCUGUCCAGUCAUUCGGAGACAUCAUCCCAGAGGUGAGAAAACAGCUGGUUAUAAUGACCUACACUAAGAGAUCAGGGAUGAGAAGACUGAACACAACUCUGCUGAAUACACAAUGAAACAGGGAAAGAUAUAGGCUACCAUGAUCUGACCAGAAGACUAUACAAUUCACAAUCAGACUGGAAAGAGUUGGAAUACCUGUGUUCGAAUAUGUGGAGGAAGAAUAGAGUGGCACCACUGACACCAGAUGGCCCCGCUAAAACGCGCGGCUGUCUCAAGAGCUGGUUUGGCUGGUUCAAACGCAAUGUGGUGACGCCACAGUGAUGGGGCUCCUCCCUCAAGCCCACUGCAUAAGAUGACCCUGUGCAAG
Messenger RNA from Anguilla rostrata (American eel), 968 nucleotides. RefSeq names its product ADP-ribosylation factor-like protein 13B. The record is from RefSeq and is a predicted model, not a curated record. Gene Ontology annotation, cellular component: non-motile cilium; ciliary membrane. Gene Ontology annotation, biological process: receptor localization to non-motile cilium; non-motile cilium assembly. NCBI's taxonomy places the organism in Eukaryota, Metazoa, Chordata, Actinopteri, Anguilliformes, Anguillidae. The coding region runs from base 334 to 717 and encodes 127 amino acids. The transcript has 4 exons.